This is a messenger RNA of Epinephelus fuscoguttatus (brown-marbled grouper), 3828 nucleotides long. Its product is annotated as centrosome and spindle pole-associated protein 1-like. The transcript is spliced from 28 exons. Lineage: Eukaryota; Metazoa; Chordata; Actinopteri; Perciformes; Serranidae. Gene Ontology annotation, biological process: positive regulation of cytokinesis. Gene Ontology annotation, cellular component: microtubule; centrosome; spindle pole. The record is from RefSeq and is a predicted model, not a curated record. Bases 190 to 3651 code for a protein of 1153 amino acids.
UGAUGUCCUCAAAGUGGACGAACAAGGCACCGCCAACAUUUGCAAGCUAGCAAACAUUGCCUUAUCCGGUAACGUCAUACUCAGCAUCGGUCAAUGGUAGGUUUUGUUUAGUACUAACGUUUAUAAUACCGAUAAUUACCGUAGAAAGCCAACGCUAACUCGGCGAGGAGCUCGUCAUUAGCUAAGGAGAUGGAUGAUGAGCUGGAGAGCUUCAUCAGGGCGCGGAAGGCCAGAGUGGCUGAGGACAAAGCCAGUUUAGAGCAAGACCCUCCUUACAUGGAAAUAAAGGCAAAACCCCACAGAGCUUAUGGAUCCACUGUUAAAGAGAACAUCCCUCCCAAGACUAUAGCACAGGGGAAAGAGGACAGUUGCACUGUGGGUCUGCCCCUCGGCAUAGAGUACGAGAGGAAGAAACAGAGGCUGCAGCAUGAGCUCCGUAUGGACUACAGGCGCUACAUGGCUCAGAAAAAACACUUGGAUCAUGGAGAGCCUGGGCCAUUAAUUCACCUUGAUAACAGGAGGUCUAUCAAGCAACACCUGCUUGAAGACCAGACAGGUGAUCUCCCCAAACAGCGACCCCCCUCACGGAGGGAUGCAGCCACUCUAACAGAGGACAGUAGGCGGUUGCACAGGGCUUUGCGCCUUACUGAGGUUAACACUCUGAGUCCUGAGGAGGACGAAGGGCAGUCGUCUGUACUUCCCAGGCAUUGUGACAGGCUGGGGAAGCUAGCGGAGCAGGAGUCAGAGGAGGAGGAGUACUUGAUGGAGCUGGAGCUGAUGGAAGGAAGACGGCGCAGGCAUACAGGGGUUGAGACCAGUUAUGAGAAGAGACGAUCCAAUAAGACUGACGGCAGGGAGAAGAGGGAGAAUCUAGCCGGCAGGGGAUCGAGAGCACUGACCAAAAAUGAGGAUGCUGAGUUUGCCACUGGCCUUAUAAUAGGAGUAGCUGAUACAGAAGAUGCCUUGCAGAGGAGGAAGGAGCGCUAUAGACAGGAGCUGCAGGAGCAGAUAGCUGAACAGCACAGGAACAAGAAGAGGGAGAAAGAUUUGGAGCUGAAAGUUGCUGCAACGGGGGCAAACGAUCCAGAGAAACCGGUCAGCCAGCAUCUGACAACCAACUCACAUUUAGUUUGGGUCAAGAAGCCUGACCGCAUCAGACAGUUCGGACUGUGCAGGAGAGAAGAUCGGCAGGUCUUAGAGCCUUCAGCAACAGGAGAGAGUGAAACAUCAUCCAGAGGUCUGCCUAAUAAUGUGAAGAUAGGCGUUAGAAAUCGAGAGAUUCCUCCUCCUGAGCAGCCCCAUGUUGCCUUCCAGUCCCCUCUGCUGGAGUACAGCUCUGCCCUGGGCCUUGGGGGAGAAGGUCUGUCUCCCAACAGCCAGCCUGCUGCCCCCUCCUUCCCCAGAGCCAUGGACACUCCCAGCUCCAGAAUCCCCUUGUUUCCUCCACAUCCUCCUUCAACUCUCAGUGAAAGCUACAGGAGCCCGUAUGGAGAGCCCCACCACUACUACGGCACCAGAAACCUGCUUGACCCAAACAUGGCCUACUAUGGCCCCUUGUCUGUUCCUGGUGCUGGUCUUCCCAUGUCCUACUGGAACGUACCACCAGGGGGAGCUUUGCCCAGCCAGUAUGGUCACCACAGCCCUCACAGCCAGCACAGUGGGAGCAGCUUCCCUGAGCCUCCAAUACAGUCUAGCAACGACGCAGCAACUUUGGACUUGCAUGGCAGGACUUUUCCUUCAGACAGAACCAGAUCAACCAGGGAGAGGAUUAUGAGCUACAGGGAGGCUUUGAAACAACAGAUCCAGGAGCAACAGGAACAGAGGCGUGUGGAGAGGGAGGAGAGGGAGCGUUAUGAGGCCCAGCUGGAGGCUGACAUGAAGAACCACCAACCCUGGGGUCGAGGUGGAGGAGGAGCCCCGCUCCGAGACAGCACUGGAAAUCUUAUCGCUGACCUCAACCAGAUGCACAAACUGAACGAGGAGGCCUACAGCAACCCGGAGCAGUGGCAGAGGAGAGCCACGGCUGCCAUGACGGCCCGCCAGGCAGAGCUCCCUGACCCCAAUGAGAGAGUCUCUGGUACUGUAACAGAUUGCAGUAGCCAUGACACUAGUGACAGGCUCUCUGGUUUCACCCAUGUCCAAACCCCCCAGUUUGCCAGAGGCAAUGUGUUUGCCAACCAGCCCAGCCAGCAACAGCUCCACGAGCAGGACAAGUACAAAGCUUACCUCAAACAGCAGAUUGAUGAGAAGAUGCUUAAAAAGGCGGAGGAGAGGGAACGAACAAGACUGGAGGAGGAGAAAGAGGAGAAGAGGCUGGCGGAGCAGAGGGCUCGUAUCCAGAGAGAGUAUGAAGAAGAGCAAGAGAGGAAGAAACGAAAGGAAAUGGAGCAAAAGGCCAAGAAUGAAGAACUAAUUCAGCUGGCUGAACAGAGGAAGAAGGAAAUGGAGAGAAAGAAGAAGGAAGCGGAGGAGAAGGAGAGCGCAGCACUGAGGAGGCAGUAUGAGAGGGAGAGGCAGGCGCGGCUGGAGGAGGUCCCCAGGGAGCUGUCACCUCCAAUCCCCACCCUGCAGAAGAAACAUGGGCUACGCCAGUACACCCCCAGACCACCCACUGCUGACAGCCAGCAUUCUACUGCCCCCCUUUCUGAGCGCUCUCUGUCUGGUCUCCAGUCCCCUCCUGUCCCUGCUUGUAGGAAUCAGCUUCGCGCUGCUGGUGACCAGCGGGAUGUGUUCAGUGAGCUGUCAGCGUUGCGUCGGCAGCUUCGCAGUGAACAGAAACGAGUGGAGGGUCGUCUGCAGCAUGCCGACUGGGAGGAAUUAGACUCUCCGCUGAGUGACAGACACCGAGAGCGUCCCCAGGUGGACGUGUUUGAUAUGGCCAGGCUGCGGCUCCAGGCGCCCGUCAGACGGCCAAACUCCAGAAACGUGGAGCCCAGAAACCUGCUGCGUAUCCACGACUCUCUUCAGCUGAAAUACACAGACGGUGAGUCCAGGCUGGGCUUCAGUGACGUUCCUAAGCUGGAGGAAGGAGGAGGAGGAGGCAGGAGAAGGCGGGAAUACAAGGAUCCGUAUCACCAGUUCAGCAGCCAGAGGUCAACAGUCCAGGACGAUUAUUUUGACCUGUUGCCACCACAGCAAAAUGAUUAUCUGAGAAGUGUGCUGGGGGGGUCGGCAAGAGGUUCUCUGCUGGAGUCAGAGAGUGCUUUCAUUGACCCCCUAGGCGAUGCCUUUCCAGUGCCGCAUACCCCAGAGCUUGAAAAAGCCCCUCUGCUGUCAGCCAGGGAGAGGAGGAGGCUGGCCAAACAGCCACAGCGUCCCCAGGAUCGAGCCGCUUCCAGCCAGCCCUUCAGCCAGUGUGAUGACUACUCCGCCCACUCAGGUAACAGACUGCAGCAGGAAGCUGAGCCCAGCGGUGACAUAGGGAGCCGGGACAGGACAGGUCGUCUGAUGGCUCUCAGUCGUCGUGGCAACACAGCAGGAGCAGCAGACCUGUCUGAUGACAACUCCUCCCCUCCCCGGUUUUCUCUCGGCAAUCUCAACCAUCAAGGCUCCGUGGAUACUGUCUCCACAGAUUCCUGGAUGCGACCGGGAACAUCGGACACACUGAAAUGUUUGGACCGACCAUCAAGGAGGGAGCGGUUGAAGACGUAGCAUUGUGUCCCUGAGCUCGCCUCAACACACCUGCCCCCUCUGAUCAUGACAUCAUGGUUGGUUUUAACUCAGCUUUUUGUGACGGACAGACACUUCUGUAUGAAUGUCUAAAAAAACCUGAUACUAACGGGAAUGUACUUUCAGUUAAAUGACGUCAGAGAACCUCAAUAUCUGAUG